Molecule: messenger RNA, 1143 nt
Organism: Lasiodiplodia theobromae
Lineage: Eukaryota; Fungi; Ascomycota; Dothideomycetes; Botryosphaeriales; Botryosphaeriaceae
Product: Myb transcription protein
Exons: 4
Coding region: 1-1143 (380 amino acids)
Biological process (GO): regulation of DNA-templated transcription
Cellular component (GO): nucleus
Molecular function (GO): RNA polymerase II cis-regulatory region sequence-specific DNA binding; DNA-binding transcription factor activity, RNA polymerase II-specific
Source: RefSeq, a predicted model, not a curated record
AUGAGCAGAGGACACAUUAAAGACAGCGCUAUGCACCCGAACCCCGCAGUACUUGCCUCAACUGGCCCCGUCGUCCGACGCAGGUGGACUCCUGCGGAAGACGAUAUACUCCGUACCGAGGCGGAGCUCCAAUCAAAAGACGGUCGGCCCAGUGACUGGAAACGGAUAGCACUGCGGAUACCUGGCCGCUCCAACAAGGACUGCCGGAAGAGGUGGAACAAGAUCUUCACCCGUAUCAACAAAGGCACCUGGAACCCGGAAGAAGACGAGGCUCUGCGGGAGGCCGUGAUGCAGUACGGCUGCAGGUGGGCGCAGGUGGCACAGCAGGUGGGAAGCAGGAACGCCGAACAAUGUGCGAAGCGGUGGAACCACUCUUUAGAUCCAGAGGUCGACCGCAGUGUGUGGACCAAGGAAGAAGACGCAUGCUUGCUGGAUGCCAUCACCAAGUACGGCAAGAGUUGGAAGACUAUUGCGGAGCAGGUCUUCCCUCGUCGCUCCACUACGGACAUCAAGAACAGGUAUAGCAUCAUUAUACGGCGGCAGAGCCCAAACAGAGAAAGCAACGCCACCCUAAAGAUGUCCGAAAGUCCGACUCCCCAAGGUAUCUCCAGCCCGGAGGACCUGGGAUCCCUGUCCGAGCCGCUGGGGUCCAGCAUCUCUUCCAACGGCUCGCCAUCACAUUUCGACGUCCUAUCGUUCUCCAGCUCCUCGCCUGAAAUGACCGAGGUCCUACCAAGUGUUGACAACACUUCCAUUGUCGGUCUGGGCGUCGGCCUGGAUAAAUCGAUGUUUUAUGGCCUCUCCCACGUCGACCCGAAUCUUCACAUCCACCCAACCAUGGACGCAUUUAAUGCUCUGCCUUGGAAAUUGGAAGAUACCUUCUCAGGCCAAGUGGAGCAAAAUUUCAAUUCCAGCGGACCCAUGCACUGGGAGGGGGGCUAUGAGGACCUCUCUGCUGGUGGUGUAAUGACGGUACAUCACGAAGAUGAUGCGCAUUGCGCAUCAACUCCGAACCCAGUCAACACACCCAACAGUUCGUCCAAAGUUACGUUGCAAAUGGAGGGCGUUUCAUCACAUCUCCUACAUCGCAUGCUUGGCAUGUUAUUAGAGUCGCAAACGCAGUUCAAGAUAGAAAGUCGGUAG